Molecule: messenger RNA, 2061 nt
Organism: Penicillium cataractarum
Lineage: Eukaryota; Fungi; Ascomycota; Eurotiomycetes; Eurotiales; Aspergillaceae
Exons: 3
Coding region: 1-2061 (686 amino acids)
Biological process (GO): lipid metabolic process
Cellular component (GO): cytosol
Molecular function (GO): acetoacetate-CoA ligase activity
Source: RefSeq, a predicted model, not a curated record
AUGGCCAAACCUGUGCCCAGGGAUGGAACCCUCGGGCCAUCUCCUUCGCCUAUCUGGAAACCUACUCAACCGCAAAACAAGAUUCCCAUGAACAUUUAUCGUGAACAUGUCAAUCGAAAAUUCAACCAAAACUUACGCUCGUCACAAGAGCUACAUCAGUGGUCUGUGAACAAUCUGCACGAUUUUUGGAUAGAUCUCCACCAGUACACGGGCAUCAUUCCACCAUUGCCUGCGGGUCUGAUGACUGCAUUUGAUCCCAACACGCCAAUGGAGAAGGUACCUGAGUUCUUUCACGGAGCCACAGUCAACUACGCAGAGAAUGUUGUCACUGGCCGCGACUUGAACAAAACUGCUCUUAUUGGCGUCCGCGAGGGCCAGGAUUUGGGCGGCGAAGUUUGGUCAUGGGGGUUACUACGAGAGAACAUCAGAAAAGCGCGAAGUGCGUUACUACGAUUGGGCAUUCAGGAAGGUGAUCGAGUUGCUGCUAUCAUUUCCACCAGCUUGUGGUCGGUUGGCCUCUUUCUAGCUACCGCGAGUAUUGGUGCGAUUUGGACCAGCAUUGCGCCCGAUCUGGGAGAAGAAGGAUGUGUGUCGCGAUUGCAACAAGUUACACCUAAAGUGCUCUUUGCCGACAGUGACUCCACAUACAAGGGCAAACUACACUCAAACGUGACGAAGAUUCAGAAUAUUCUUCGGGCCAUGGAAGUCAAGCCCACGGUAUUCUUGAUACCUCUUGGUACCCAAGACCCGUGCUUUCCAACUCUUGAUCAGUUCUUGUCAUCAUCGCGACCUAAUGAUCAAUUGGGGUUUAAAAGGUUGCCAUUCUCGCAUCCCCUCUAUAUCCUGUACACCAGUGGGACAACCGGACAGCCAAAGUGCCUGGUACACAGCCACAGCGUGAUAUUACAGCAUAAGAAGACCUCUGUUCUCCACAACUCUCUGACCUCCGAAGAUGUUGUGUUCCAGUAUAGCAGCACCUCAUGGGUGCUCUGGAACAUCAUGAUCGGUCAUUUAUCAGUGGGCCCAACUUUGAUUCUAUAUGAUGGAUCACCGUUGUGGCCCAGCGCAAAAGCAAUGGCGAAGAUUGCCGAGUAUCACCGCGUGACAUAUUGGGGCUGCUCGCCUCGAUACUUGCAGGAGCUUGAAAUGACCCGCUGUAUCCCGAAAGCCGAAUUUGACCUGUCUUCUUUGAGGAUGGUACAGACGGGCGGUUCCCAUUUAGGCGCAGAUCAAUACCACUGGUUUUACCGCGCAUUUCCACCGGAUGUUCAUCUUACCAGUGUGACUGGUGGAACUGAUCUGGUAACCUCGUGGAUUGGAACUGACCCCGCUGGCCCUCUUUACCCAGGAGAGAUCCAACUUCCCAUGUUAGGCCAAGAUGUAGAUGUGGCAGACCCUGUUACGGGUGAAUCGGUGAAGAUGGCAGGAAAACAUGGCGAGUUUGUCUGCCGCCAGCCUUUCCCGUCUAUGCCAGUAUUUUUCUGGGGUGACACCGACGGAUCAAAGUACAAAAGCACCUAUUUCGACAAGUUUGAAAAUUGUUGGGCUCAGCAUGAUUGGGCAAGCUACAACCCUCGAACCAAGGGCUGGCAAAUUCAUGGACGAAGUCCCUGCCCUGGCAGUGAUGGCGUACUCAAUCCGCAGGGUAUUCGCUUUGGAUCUUCGGAUAUAUAUUCCAUCACGGAGUCGGCACCAUUCAACAAGGUCAUCUCAUCAACACUUUGUAUCGGCCGACGCCGACCGCAUGAUUCUGAUGAAUCAGUCUUCUUGUUUGUGGUUAUGCAGCCAGGCCGAAAAUUUACUAGCCAACUCGCGCUUGAACUAAAGGCUGCGAUUCGGAAGGGACUCAGCAGCAAGCAUGUCCCACGAUUUGUGCUUGGCGUGGACGAGAUCCCUAUGACCGUUAAUGGGAAAAAGGUCGAGACUUUGGUGAAAUCUGUGAUUUGCUCUGGAGAUUUGCCCAAAGUCAUCAGCAGCACGGUCGCAAAUCCAGAAUGUUUGGAGCAUUUCAAGCAGUACCAUCAUCGGGAGGCUAUCAAGGACAAUAGAGGCAAGCUAUAG